ACAUGGGGACCGUCAAUGCUUCCAACCCUGAACUCGGUCGGCACCACAGUCAUCGUCUCCAAGUGGUACCGCCGGGGAAGGGGAAUUGAAGUUGGCGACAUCGUGUCGUACAAACACCCAGUCGAGGGCGAGGUUACAACCAUCAAAAGAGUGAUCGGUAUGCCUGGGGAUUUUGUGCUCAGAGACACGCCUGGCAAGGGAGACGGUACCAUGAUACAGGUUCCUCUCGGCCAUUGCUGGACGGUCGGAGACAACCUCAGCGCCUCGCGCGAUUCAAGAAUGUACGGGCCCGUUCCUCUAGCUCUCAUCAAGGGCAAGGUC
Molecule: messenger RNA, 321 nt
Organism: Aureobasidium subglaciale EXF-2481
Lineage: Eukaryota; Fungi; Ascomycota; Dothideomycetes; Dothideales; Saccotheciaceae
Exons: 2
Cellular component (GO): mitochondrial inner membrane peptidase complex; membrane
Molecular function (GO): serine-type endopeptidase activity
Source: RefSeq, a predicted model, not a curated record